Messenger RNA from Peromyscus leucopus (white-footed mouse), 774 nucleotides. RefSeq names its product deoxycytidine kinase-like. The record is from RefSeq and is a predicted model, not a curated record. Lineage: Eukaryota; Metazoa; Chordata; Mammalia; Rodentia; Cricetidae. Gene Ontology annotation, cellular component: mitochondrion; cytoplasm. Gene Ontology annotation, molecular function: ATP binding; deoxycytidine kinase activity. Gene Ontology annotation, biological process: nucleobase-containing compound metabolic process.
AUGGCCACCUUGCCCAAGAGGUUCUGCCUGUCUCCCUCCACCAGCUCCAAGCGGACUCGCAUCAAGAUCUCCAUCAACGGGAGCAUUUCUGCUGGGAAGUCAACAUUUGUGAAUUUCCUCAAACAGGUCUGUGAGGAUUAAGUGGUUCCUGAACCUGUCGCCAGAUGGUGCAAUGUGCAAAAUACUCAAGAUGAAUUUGAGGAAUUGACGUCUCAGAAAAGUGGUGGGCAUGUUCUUCAAAUGAUGUACAAGAAACCCGAACAGUGGUCUUUCACCUUCCAAUCAUAUGCUUGUCUCAGUCGGAUUCGAGCUCAGCUGGCCUCUCUCAAUGGCAAGCUCAGAGAUGCGGAGAAACCUGUGUUAUUUUUUGAACGAUCUGUGUAUAGUGACAGGUAUAAUUUUGCGUCUAAUUUGUAUGAGUCUGACUGCAUGAAUGAAACAGAGUGGACAAUAUACCAGGACUGGCAUUACUGGAUGAAGAGUCAGUUCAGCCAAAUCCUUGAACUGGAUGGAAUAAUUUACCUUCGAGCUACUCCAGAGAAAUGCUUAAGUAGAAUGUAUUUAUGGGGAAGAAAUGAAGAACAAGGCAUUCCUCUGGAGUAUUUAGAGAAACUUCACUAUAAACACGAAAGCUGGCUCCUUCAUCGAACUCUGAAAACCAACUUUGAUUAUCUUCAAGAGGUGCCUAUCCUCACACUGUAUGUCAAUGAAGACUUUAAAGACAAGCAUGAAAGUCUGAUUGAAAAGGUCAAAGAAUUUUUGAGUACUUUGUGA